This is a messenger RNA of Mandrillus leucophaeus (drill), 1083 nucleotides long. It is a transcript of the gene LCNL1, whose product is annotated as lipocalin-like 1. The record is from RefSeq and is a predicted model, not a curated record. Gene Ontology annotation, molecular function: small molecule binding. NCBI's taxonomy places the organism in Eukaryota, Metazoa, Chordata, Mammalia, Primates, Cercopithecidae.
AUGGUCGGGGUGGUGUCAGAUGACCAGGACUUCCUGGACUCCAAGGACACCAUGAAGAUGCCUGUGGUCUUAGUGACCCCCUUGGAGAACAGUGACCUGGCCCUCAAGUUUGGAUAUCCCAUGUCCGAUGGCAGGUGCCAGAAAAUGGACAUGACUUUCACCAAGGGUGCUGUAGGGGGCAGUUUCGCUUCUCCAGCCGUGGCCCUGACUGACAUCCGAGUGGCCUUCUCCGACUACCAGCACUUUGCCUUGCUGUACUUGGAGACGCAGAAAGGGGGCCUGCAGAACCAGUGACUGCAGCUCUACAGUGGGCGGGCUGCGGGGCGGAGGCCCAGACACCCCCCAGCUUCAGGUCUGGAAGUCCCCCUGUGCCUGCACCAGUGCCUUCUGCACUGGGAAGGCAGAACCGCUGGCUCCUGGUGUCUGUGGCCGCGGUCCCGGCCCCUCCGCACCCCUUUCACCCCUCCCUGCCCCUCUCACCCUCUCUUCGCCCCUCCAACCCCUUCCCUUUAGCUCACCCACCCUCCCCACCUUCAGCUCGAGCCCCGGAGCUGUUUCCCGAAGGCGCCCAGAAGAUGCAGCUACUGGCGCCCCAAGUGGGCUUGAGCCCCAGCCAGGACGUCCUGCUGCCCAGUUGGGUGAGCGGUGCCCGCAGGCCUGCUGGGAGGGCCAGGCCCCAGGUCACACCCCUUCUGGGAGAGCCAGGCCCUAGUCACUCCACUGAUCUCAGAUUCGGGACAGAAGUGCCGGGGGCAGACCCAGCCUGUCCGGCUCGGAGGAAGCUGAGACGUUGCCCAGGGCAGUGUUCCCAGGAGGAGAUCGCGUUGGGGCAGGUCGGGGGCCUCGGUCCCAAGGAAGGGGGCACCAGAGGGGCGCCUCGGGCCUACUCUCUCUGCAGACCAGUGUGCGGGCCCGCUCUCCUGGGUGGGUAGACCACGGCCACGUGGAGCCGCGGACCAUGGGCCCUCCUAGGGCCGUGGGCUGCACCGUGGGGCCCUCUACCUUCGGGACAGCUGGGGGCUAGAGCGGGGGUGAUGGGGCAUCCGGGCGGAUCCAAGCUGCAGCAGCCUGAGGAACCGCGGG